Nanorana parkeri is the source of this 1315-nucleotide messenger RNA. It is a transcript of the gene TMEM182, whose product is annotated as transmembrane protein 182. The transcript has 5 exons. Bases 205 to 915 code for a protein of 236 amino acids. NCBI's taxonomy places the organism in Eukaryota, Metazoa, Chordata, Amphibia, Anura, Dicroglossidae. Gene Ontology annotation, cellular component: membrane. The record is from RefSeq and is a predicted model, not a curated record.
CUGACUCCACAAAAAGGUCAGUUAUUUUUGACUGGACACUCCCUACCACAGCAACAUAGCAGAGCUGCUUAAUCAAAAUCCUGAAAUAGCAGCCCCUACCCAUCUUUUAGUCUUCUAGUUAGCUGGCUGUAAACUGCUAGAGAUCAGACAAGAGGAAAAUCUGAUCUCAACCUUGGAUUCUAUUUGUUUCAUAUUUUCGGGUUGAUGAUGAAGUUAAGCAUUGGAAUAUUUUUUGGUGGUCUCUUUGGUGCUCUUGGAAUUUUAGUCUUUUUGGUAGCAUUUGGAUCCGACUACUGGCUUCUUGCCAAAGAAGUUGACAAAUGCUCAGGAAAUCAAGGAGCUGAGGUUAGUGGUACUGAGCCAGCCCUUUUGCAUCAUGAGGGUUUCUUUUGGAGAUGCUGGUUUGCCAUGGAUGUAGGACCAGAUAACAACAGCAUGGCAGCUUUUUGGAUCACCAAUCAAGCCCCAACAAAGAACUGCACGCACGCCUACCUGUCUCCAUUUCCAAGGAGUAGGGAUAACAGUAAUUCCACGGUGUACCACUCAGCAGUAGUAUAUCGUGGAUUUUGGAACAUAUUUAUGCUUCUUGGCAUAGUGACUGUUGUUGCAGGAGGUUUCUUCAUCAUAUGUGCUGCGCCUUUCACAAACCACAGGCUGUAUAAAGCUGGAGGGGGUCUCUUUAUCACUUCUGGUAUAUUUUUCACCUUUGUUGUUAUCAUGCAUGUCAUCUGGGUACAGAGUGUAUCAGAUGUGAAGGGUUACCAGGAUACGAGACAAGAGGAUUGCCCAGGCUACACAGUGGACAUUCGCUACGGGUGGUCCUUUAUGCUAGCUCCAUUCGGAAUCUUUUUCUCUCUUUUGGCAGGAAUGCUCUUUCUCUUAGUAGGACAUACCAUUUUCUUGCACAUAAAAUAACGUUAAGUAAAGCAGCUUUGAGGCUUCACCCUGAAAACUUUUCAUAAUAUCUUGAAUGAUAAUGGACACAGCAGUUAGUGUGUAACUACUUUUCUUCCUAAUACUUUUUUUUUGAGGAUUGACAAUGUUUUAUUUCUGUAUCUGAGCUGCAGCAUGUCAUAUAAAUAACUUUGUUUAUUAUGUUACUGUAAGACCAAAUGGUAGAGAAGUUAGCAAUCAGAAGCUGUAUUAUAUCUGUUAUAUUUUCUGUAAUUUCUGAAAUGUGUUUAAUAGAUUAUUGAGUGAAGACUGAGGGUGUAAUUUCAUCUGCUCAUAUGCUGCUUGUUCUCAUCCUAAGGAUCACAUAAACAUACUUCUUGGUGCUUAAAAUAGAGUACAGUUGUUCAUUUGGUUUCAGUGC